This is a messenger RNA of Arachis stenosperma, 777 nucleotides long. Its product is annotated as protein FAR1-RELATED SEQUENCE 5-like. The record is from RefSeq and is a predicted model, not a curated record. Gene Ontology annotation, biological process: regulation of DNA-templated transcription. Gene Ontology annotation, molecular function: zinc ion binding. The transcript has a single exon. NCBI's taxonomy places the organism in Eukaryota, Viridiplantae, Streptophyta, Magnoliopsida, Fabales, Fabaceae. Bases 1 to 777 code for a protein of 258 amino acids.
AUGUUAGGAGACUAUGAGAUUCCCGUGUUUAAGCGUAAGUGGGUUCAGCUUAUUAAAGAAUUUGGCCUUGAGGAUAAGCCGUGGGUGAACAAUAUGUAUGAAGAGAAGCAUAUGUGGGCUACUGCAUAUAUAAGAGGAAAAUUCUUUGCUGGCUUUAGAACUACCUCAAGAUGUGAAGGUUUACACUCAAUUGUGGCAAGGUAUGUGGGCUCGCGGUAUGAUUUGACAAGUUUUAUAGAGCAUUUUCAAAAGCGUGUUGCACACUUGCGCUUUAAAGAAUUUAAAGUUGAUUAUGACUCUACACAUGGGGUGCCCAUCAUGCAGACUUGUAUAGAGCUGCUAGAGAGAUUUGCUGCUGAGUUAUACACUCAUGAGAUAUUUCUAUUGUUUCGGCCAUUUCUCUCUAGAGCUGGAUUAAUGCGGGUGCUAAACAUAGAGAAUAAUGAUGAUUGCAUAAAGUACAUUGUGUGUAAGCAUAGGAGGCCCGAUUUUAUGUGGACUAUUGAAUUUCGUCAAGAUGAAAUGAUCUUCAUGUGUACCUGUUUAAGGAUGGAGUCAUUUGGAAUUCCCUGCGUACAUAUUGUGAAAGUUCUGGUUGAAAGAGACAUUUGUGAGAUUCCCUCGUCAUUGGUAUUGGAUAGAUGGACAAAAAAGGUGAAAUCAGCACUCAAUGAUCCAAGUGGGUUCACCAGGAAUUUUGUUGUUAUUAGUCGUCAAAGUUCCUUGAUGGAAUUUUCUAAACAAUUGGCUGCUGUUGCUGCUAAAGUACCAGAGUGA